Molecule: messenger RNA, 1077 nt
Organism: Cajanus cajan (pigeon pea)
Lineage: Eukaryota; Viridiplantae; Streptophyta; Magnoliopsida; Fabales; Fabaceae
Product: bidirectional sugar transporter N3
Biological process (GO): carbohydrate transport
Cellular component (GO): membrane
Molecular function (GO): sugar transmembrane transporter activity
Source: RefSeq, a predicted model, not a curated record
GUUGGCUUGUGAAACCAUCCUCAAAACAGCUUCUCUGCCUGCCUGAGAUUUAGGGGUUGAGUUGGGAAGAAAGUUAAAACGUUUCUCCCUUAAUUUUUCCUAAUUCUUGUGGUAAAGAAAAGCAUGGUUAUCAGUCACCAUACUUUGGCAUUUACAUUUGGCAUGUUAGGCAAUGUCAUUUCGUUAUUGGUAUUUUUGGCUCCAAUGCCAACAUUUUACCGGAUAUACAAGAAGAAAUCUACGGAAAGUUUUCAGUCACUGCCUUACUUGGUGGCAUUGUUCAGUUCCAUGCUUUGGUUGUACUAUGCGUUGCUGAAAAGAAAUGCUUUUCUCCUCGUUACCAUUAACUCAUUCGGAUGUGUUGUGGAGACACUCUACAUCGUCUUGUACAUCACCUAUGCAACCAGGGAUGCUAGGACCUUAACUGUCAAGCUAUUUUCCGCGAUGAACAUAGGCUCCUUUGCUUUGAUCUUCUUAGUGACACACUUUGCUGUGCAUGGUCCCCUUCGUGUCCAAGUCCUCGGAUGGAUUUGUGUUUCCAUUUCAGUCAGUGUCUUUGCAGCACCGCUAAGCAUUGUGGCACAAGUUGUUCGGACAAAGAGUGUAGAGUUUAUGCCUUUCAAUUUGUCAUUUACCCUCACUUUGAGUGCCGUAAUGUGGUUUGGUUAUGGUCUCUUUCUCAAGGACAUAUGCAUUGCUCUCCCAAAUGUACUUGGAUUUGUGCUGGGGUUACUUCAAAUGCUGCUCUACCUAAUUUACAGAAAAGGAGAUAAGAAGGGUAAUAGUAUUACAAUGGAAAAGAGUCCAGCAGAACCUCUAAAGACCAUUGUUGUCACUGGAGAAGUGUUUCCAGUGGAGGAAGAUGAACAAGCCAAAAAGAGCCAAGACUGCGUAGUCUAAAUGAUUUUGUUAUUUUGUUUCGUCAACAUAUGAUCAUAUCAUAUCACUAUCCAUUAACGUUGGAGUUGUACUAGCGAUUCUAAAAUUAUGCGUGUACGGGGAGUUAUUGUUUAGGUACAUUAAUUUGUCAUUAUUGACAUGUGACAAUAGUUAUCGUUAACGUUUCCCCUCUCAAUC